GCCGAUGAGGCAAACAAGUACGUUUAAAGUCGGGAUUCCCUCCCCGGAGACGCAGCAACGUGACACUUAAAUCUGCUCCUAACGGGCAAAUAACGCCGUUUCUCUCCAACACCAUGCCCGCCUUGCUACUUUUGAGGAAGGUGCGCGUUUGCUGAUGCCAAGCCUGACCUCAGGGCCAGCCUCUGCUGCUGACAUCACCUCCACGUCUCGUCGCCGCUGCUUGGAGUCCCAUCAAGGUCUGAGGCUCCCGCUGUGACCGAAGGCGAUGCCUCAACGCCAUUCAUUCUCAGGCAAGGCGCACAGGACGCAACAGUCGCUGCGCUCCCCGCAGGACAACUUUAUCUUUUUUUUUUCUCCCCCUUCCUUUUAUUUCUUAUUUAUUUUCCCCCUAAACGCAACUAAAGCUUGGCCAUGACAGAAGAAAGCCGGGGGAAGCGAAGGAAACAAGCCAACCCGAAGAGAAAUCGAGUGGACGCUGAGCAGGUAAGCUCUCUGGGAUCUGAGGAGGACGAUGAGGUGGGCUUGUGGAGCCUGGAGCCCCAGGACUGCCAGCGGAGCCCGAACAAGACGAGCCUGACGCCCAGCGAGCUGACGGAGGAGUCCGGCAGCCCUGCUCACCUGGCGCGGCCGCUCGGCCUCAGCCCCGGCAGCGGGAUCUGCUGGGGCCAGGUGGAGUCAGAGGCCCCGGCUGACGAGGACGCCACCUACGCAUCCGCCGUCAGGGAGGGGGACCCGGAGCCAUUGAGGAUGUACUGUAAGAACUCAGACUCCCAGAAUGCUUUUGAAGAUCUGGCCCAUUAUGAAUUUGUGGCUCAGCUGAGGAAGGCCUCGACCUCAGCCAGUGUGCUGGACCACCUGACCCAUAACGGCACGUCGGCAGUCUACCGUCCGAGCAGCAGGCACGAUGAGCUCCCCCCGGCCAUCUGGUCACCAGGAGCGCAGCACUGCUCACCUGAAGGAGCAGAUGAAGACAGAAGCCAGCAGGCCUGCCCGUUCUGCCACAGAGUGUAUCCGCGAGGAGCCUCUUUGAGGGACCAUGUCAAAUCCUGUCAGGAGAGGGAGGGGGGCCACAUGGUCUGUCCGCUCUGUGGAUACACUGCCACCCUUAGGUCCCAAAUGGAGCGGCACCUAGCACUUCACAAACAAAUCCAGGAAAAGAGCGCCAUCGGUUUGGACCAAAGCAUGGAGACGAGGAAGUUCAAAUGUCUGGAGUGUGGGAAAGCAUUCAAGUACAAACACCACCUCAAAGAGCAUCUUCGCAUCCACAGUGGUGAGAAGCCGUAUGAGUGCUCCAACUGCAAGAAGCGCUUCUCUCACUCCGGCUCCUACAGCUCUCAUUUAAGUAGCAAAAAGUGCCUCAGCGGCGGAGGGCAUGUCGGGGGAAACAUGGGGAGCGGCGGCGGAGCAUUUAACGGACACGGUCAAGGCUCCUACCACCACUCACUUCCCACAACUCCCUCUGCUGACGGGGGCGGAUCCAGGAAUGACCACAGCUCGUUGCUGGCCUUGCAAAACCAGGACACUUUCAGGUCCUUGGGCUAUCUACCAGCAGAUUCACACCAGCAUUCCCUGCAGGACCUCCAUCAGAGCUUCCCCGGCACGUCUGACUCAGCUAGGCUGUGGGAUCGCUCGCCGGAGCAGUCUCUGAGGAGCGGCAUCAUUAAAGGGACAACCCUGUUGCCUUAUCUUCACUCCGGGGCCAAGUUUGACCAGAUGCUGCAGGAGAUGCUCUACAGAGAUGUAAAGAUAGAACGUGAUAAGGAACAAGGAGAGGAGAGGAGGGUGGUGCACAAUGGAAGAGGGCUGGACAGAAAGGCGUCACCUGACAGGAUAAGAGAAGUAAGGUCAGGGGAAGCAGAGAGAGGUGUGUUUGGGGUGACGUGCCGCUGGUGCUUGCAGCCCUUCCCGAACAUGGCAGUGCUCCUGCAGCACGAACACAGCCUCUGCAAGAUGAAAAGAGAAGCGGCGGAAGCCACCGAGGGCUUUCGAAGGAAAGACCUCUCCUCGCCGCCUUCAUUCUUCCCCAGAUCUGCCCUUCACGCAGAGAACGCCAAACCAAGCGACGUAACCAACGGAUUCUCCGGAAACAGGUCGCCUUCACAGAAGCAAAGCUGGCAAUCUGUCCCACAACAGCAUUUAGUGGCCAUGCCGUCUCCUCCACCCCGCCAUGAUGCACUGUCUUCACGCAUGUACCUGUCCAGCCAGGACAAGGGUAGCCCAAGCCACCUGUCCCCAGGGAUGUCGUCACCUAGACGCAGGAAGAGACUUCCCUCCUCAGGCUUCAAUUCGCCCGCGUGCCAUGACGUCACCAGCGGCCCACGUGAAACCUCGCCCCCUCGGAAAGAACCCGGCAGUCUAUGGUCCGCACAGAAUGAACCGCUGGACCUCUCUCUACCAAAGCAGCAGUCGGAGACAAAGGGGAGAAACAAAGCUCUCAAUGGGAUCUCAGGGAGAGAAGAACGGAGGGAGCUUAGGACUCAGCAACUAAGCAGACAAAGUCCAACUUCACAUCUGCCCCUCCAGCAGUAUCCCAUCCUCAGCAGUCCCGGUGCUCCCGUGUUUCCAGGCUCGGUGUUCAAUGGGUUUAACAUAUUCGGCCAAUCUGGUGUCGGACUUUCGCUUCACGAAGGGAUGAUGCCGACUCCGUACAGUCAAGCAGCUAUCAGUCCGAGGUUUCUCUCUCCUAUGGCCUACGUGAUGGAGGCCAAUGCAGAGGCUGUGCUGAAAAAAAUCUACCAGGAGAGACAAAGUUUUAUGGGUGAGGUGUUAAACCGUAGUGCUCUGGACUACCUCUCUCUAACCGAGGAGGGGUUUGAUGGAGACGGAGGACCAGGGAGGAAGAGGCUGAAGAAAACAGAGGAGGGGCUUUAUGCUUGUGACAUCUGUGAAAAAACCUUCCAGAAGAGCAGCUCUCUUCUCCGACACAAAUACGAGCACACAGGCAAACGUCCCCACGAGUGCAAGAUCUGCAACAAGGCCUUCAAGCACAAGCACCACCUGAUCGAGCACAGCCGGCUUCACUCCGGAGAGAAACCCUACCAAUGUGACAAGUGCGGCAAACGCUUCUCCCACUCAGGCUCCUACUCCCAGCACAUGAACCACCGCUACGCGUACUGCAGCAAAGACCAGGAUCUGGACCAGGAUCAGGAGGAGAUGCCUCUCACGCCGGGAGCAGGCAGCAGCCUGGUGGGCAGCCUGGGUGAAGACAAAUCGCUGUCUGUGGACGACCCGCACACGGCCCACUCCUUCCUCAGCGACUCCAGCCUGGACGGCGCUCCGGACGCUCUGAAGGAGGGGGAGGAAGAGGAGGAGAGAGUCAGGAAGAUACACGAAGGUCUGCUGGAGGAAGCAGACGAGCUGGGAAGCAGCCCCACUGAAGGGUCACUGACGGGGGGCAGCGAACUGGAAAAUAAGCUUAGUAACUGUGAAAGAGGAAAUCAUAUCAACAGCACAGAGAACCAAAUGUGGGACAGAGCAAGUGAGGACCAGAACGGAGGCUUGGACAAAUGUGAAAUGGACAUGGAUUUAAUGGAAUUACCUAGGAUAAUAACUUAAAAUGACUUUAACAAGCUUUAACACAUUUGAAUAUAUAUAAAUAUAUAUAUAUUCUUACAUAUACAACAAUUCAGCAGAGUGGUUUUCUUGUUUUAUAUGACUAAAUGCACAAAAACACCAAAGAUUACGCGGCCUUGAAACGGAUGAAGCUAUGCCAAUUAUUUGUGUCAAUGCAAAGUGACAAUAUUUUAUCAAGUUCAAUAGACUUCACUUACAGUGUUAUUUCUAAUUUUUUUUGGGUUUCUUUUGUUUUUGUUUUUGUCUUGGACUGUAAAAACCAAAUUGGGUUGACUUAACUGAGGUUAUGACACAUAUUCAGAUGUGACAUUGCAUAAAUGCUUGCUGCUGUUGCCUAUUGCACGUCAAAUAAGAGCUGUUUUUUUCAUUUUAGAAACAAAAGUGUUUUGUUUUUUUUGGUCUUUAACAGUUAAAAAAACCUAAAGCAUUUUGAGUAGCUGGGAUCACAUCCUUGCAAAUCUUGAAGAUAAAACAGUUUUUUUUUUUGCUCUUAUUAAGUGCACAAAACCUUCAGUUUUCAGUUAUCUGCCAUUUUUUAAAUGCUACUUUUUUUGCCUCAUGUUGUGUUUGCGUCAAUCGAAGCUUGUCACUGAUUAUAUAAAAUGGGGCUGAUUGUCAUAUUUGCUGUGGAAUCCAAAAUAUAAUUCGGCAGGUCCUCCGUGGCCACAAUCAGCCAUCUGUUAAAUGUUACAAACAAGCAUCACAAAAAAAGAGGAACAACUGGAAGGUAGCUGUUUAUUCAUGCUUCAAACAAAAAAGCAGUGGCCUGCACCUUUUUCAGCCUUCGCCUUACUGGGAGGAUAGUCAUUUCUGCAUCUUUGCAUAAGAUGUUAACGGGGGCAAAAGAUAAAGAUAGGGUCCGGGGGUUUUUCCCCUUCAGGCCUGCAGAUACCUUUUGGAACCACUCACCGUUUGCUUGAUCAUCACAAAAAUGAGCCUCUCGAAUUCAUCAAGUGCCAAAAAAAUCAGCAAUUUCUUGUCAUUUACAUGCGCCACGGCCUACUUUUACAGUCACAGAGCAUUAACAUGUCAAAACACUUUUCACAAGGUGUGGCAAGAGGGUCAAGAUUCAGGACGCCUAGAUCAGUUUUUAACUUCCUCUUUCUGACUGCGGUGUAGUCAACGUGAAAAGUGCCUCAGAUGUACUCAGACAACUGUGAGUAAUCCGAAAAGGCCUCCGUACGAUGAGACACUGCAGACGGUGGUGCAUGAGGUGUGACUAAGCUUGCAGCGCUCAUGCAUACUGCGUGCCAAAGAUACUUCUUGUUCAUAUAAGUGUGUGUGUGUGAGAGUGUGUGUGUGUGUGUUUGUAUCACCAAAGAUAUGCAUAUGCGACACGCCAACUGCUAUGCUAUUCUUGCAUAGUUCCUUACCUGUUAUCUUCUAGCAAAAGAGCAGACAAAUAAUUAGUUUCACAUUCACUCAGCUUCUGCACACCUUUCUACGCUUGUUUUUGCCUUAAAAAUGGUGUUUUGUCACAGCCAAGAACCUUUUGUAUUAACUUUUUAUGUGUAUUAUUUUCAUUUUUGUAAUAGAAAUGUACAGAAUUUGUCUUGAAAAUCUUGUGUUUCAUUUAUUUUUCUAAUUAAAAAUUAAAUGUUUUGCACAUCUUGUCCAGAUUUGUGGUUUCAGUUGCAGAUUUUAUAAAGGUGGGGGGAGGGAUAAAAGGCAUAUGUCAUACUUUUUACUACUUUUCCUCUUCAAAUUUUAUCAAUGAUUUUAGUGCCUCUCUGAAAUUGAGUGGCAUGUAAAAAA
Fundulus heteroclitus (mummichog) is the source of this 5328-nucleotide messenger RNA. RefSeq names its product zinc finger E-box-binding homeobox 2. Gene Ontology annotation, molecular function: RNA polymerase II cis-regulatory region sequence-specific DNA binding; DNA-binding transcription factor activity, RNA polymerase II-specific. The record is from RefSeq and is a predicted model, not a curated record. Lineage: Eukaryota; Metazoa; Chordata; Actinopteri; Cyprinodontiformes; Fundulidae. Gene Ontology annotation, biological process: anatomical structure development; regulation of transcription by RNA polymerase II. Bases 412 to 3555 code for a protein of 1047 amino acids. The transcript has 8 exons.